Molecule: messenger RNA, 4157 nt
Organism: Coturnix japonica (Japanese quail)
Lineage: Eukaryota; Metazoa; Chordata; Aves; Galliformes; Phasianidae
Source: RefSeq, a predicted model, not a curated record
GCCCUUGGUUCCUCUGUACGGGCUCAUAGGGCGCGGCGCCGGUUCCCGGAGGGGCUGCUUUCCCAGCCGCACCGCCCGCUCGCCCUGCCGGCAGAGGGAAGGGCGUAGUGCGGUCGGGCUGUAUCGUGGACAGAAUUAAGCCAGCUGGAGAGGUUACUGUCCUCAGCUUGCCUCAGCUGGUAAUGGGAAGAACCUGUCAGGUGACACGUGGGCCUGUAUCUGUACUUCAUACCCAUCAUCUCCUGCCCCAGGAAUGGGCAUCUUUAUUUCUCUGGUCUCCCACAGGUGCCUGUUUCUUUCCAGAAAUGGCAGUUUUCCAAUGGAAGAACUUAUUUCAGACUACAAUGGGAAGGAUACUACAGCAGAGAAGGGCAUCACUGUAUAAUGGCGCUCAUGACUAUGACGAAGAAUUGAUAAAGAAGAAACUUCAGCAGUUUGCUGGUGGAUCCAUCAACCUUUCCAAAGAACACAGUGGCAUUGGAAUACUUACCUUGAACAACUCCCGGCUAAUGAAUGCCUUCACAGGCACUAUGAUGCUGGAACUCCAGGAGAGGGUAACUGAACUGGAAGACUGGAAGGAUGGCAAAGGCCUUAUCAUCUGUGGUGCAGGAAACACUUUUUGUUCUGGAUCUGAUCUGAAUGCUGUCAAAGCAAUAUCCAAUUCCCAGGAUGGGAUGAAUAUGUGCAUGUUUAUGCAAAAUACCUUAACCAGACUCAUGAGGUUGCCGUUGAUCAGCGUUGCACUAGUCCAAGGACGGGCACUUGGAGGAGGAGCAGAACUUACCACAGCAUGUGAUUUCAGAAUAAGGAAAGGGAAGCCAAAGUAUGGAUAUUACCUGUAUAACUGUCUGCUGCCCGAAUCACAGACACUAGCUGCAAGCAAAGACCCACCAUCAAUACCAUCUUCUGUGCCACUUGGGAUGAUGGAGAAGUGUAAGGAAGGUGGAGUGAGACAGUGUGCAGCUGAGAUGAUGGGGCAAGGAUUGUAUUUUGAGAGAUGGGAAGCUGCAGUAGAAUAGGGGAAGAAGUGGCCCGUGGACUUGGGAUGUUCAAACUCACUUACAGUUCAUUGUGGAUUUAAGAGCUAAUGCAACUGCUGAUGGUCCUGUUAGCACUCACCAAGUAAGGGUGCAAAAUCCUGAGCCAGUUACUUGUGAGCUUUUAUCACUUGCAAGCAAAGUCCUCAAAUUUUAAUGUCCACGUGGUGAAACAGUUUCUGUUAGCACAAUUAACACCAUCCGCUGGCAAUGUAAUGUCUGACCUCUAAUAAACUCUAGAACUUACAUUUCCCAGCAGCAUUUAUUUUAAAAAGCUGCUUUGGCCACCUGUCAGUUUUGCACAGUUGUUGCUUAAUUUAACAAGAGUUAAUUAAGCUGAUGGCAUAUUGAUGGGUGUAUUAGAAAAACACAGACAUCAGCAAAAUUUUAUUGAAUCAUAUAUUAACUUUGUGCUUCUAUUGUUUGGUGGUUAAAACAAAUGUUCAGCUCUUGGUUCCCUCCUUUCUGUUACCGUUUUCCUGUUGUUGUUUCUUUUCUUCUUUAUUAUGUUUUUGUGCUUAAAAUAGAUGUGCAUGUGGUUUGGAUUGUUGUCCGAAAGCUUUUGAUGUCAGUACUGCAUUCCUGCUGGUUUCACAGAGUAUUGAGCAUCUUAAGGCUUUUGACUCUUUUACAGAAUCAUCACUUUGUAGAAACAAUCACCUUAUAGAUUUACCCAAAUUCAUAGGUUUAUUUCAUGGAGUUACCAAAAUGUAUGGAAAAAGUUAGCUAGCGUAUUUGGUUAGAGAACAUAUAUGACCCAAAGGCCUGUUAUUUGUGUUGACUGGAGACUUGAGAGGAAGUGGUGGGAAGCCAAAGUAUUUGUGGGAGAGAUGAAAGUCAGCUCCUGCAGUUCUGGCUGCCUUCUCUGGGACAACUGUAUCUGAGAACCAGGUGCUGCAGCCCUGUGUGAUACUGGCUGCCUCCCUCCUUGAUGUGUGUCAGGCCAGAUCACAGGAGAAGACUGGAAGUAAGGAUCUGUGUCCUUAUGUGACACUGUGAAUCAAACAGGGUUGGGAAUGAAAUCCAGGUUGCUAACAGCACGUUUAGUGUUUUAGGCAUCCGUUUUUCCAUCAUGGCAUUCAGAAUCAUAAUGUCAGAAACUUAAAAUGUGUAAUGUGGUAGGUAUUUGUCAGUAGUGCCUUUGCUUUGUCAAUGCUGAAUUUAAUUCAAAUCAUAGAAGUUCAGUAGAUGAGGAAGUGAGGACCAGCACAGACUGUAAAACAGUCUGUAUUCUACCCAAGGAGCUGAUUGUACCUAAUGGAGCAAUUCAGUAGCAGGAGUGCUAUAAAAAGCUGAUUUGAAAAACUUAGAACAUACAUUUCAGCUUGCAUUACAUUUUCAGCCUUCAUUGUGUAUGCUCUAGCUUCAAGUAGCUGGAAGGUGCAUUAGUGCAGGAAGCAUCACUCUUAGCUCAAAGGGAACGCUGCCUUUAAGGAAGCAAGUGUGCCUGCUCAAGGAUGGGACUCAUUUGGCUGGCUUGGUAGUGGCAAAUACGGUGUUCUCACGUGCAUUGUCAGUGAUGUGAUGUGACAGUCAGUUUGUGGCCACAAUAAGAUGUCAGCAAAGGACUCCUGUUGAAAGUGGAGGGUUUGUAACAUUUAGCAGAUUUGAGAAUACGUUGAGAUGCACAGCAGGAAUAUUUGCUGCAGCUCAUUUGCUUCAGAAACCCAAAAUUGGAUGUGGCCCCUGGUAGCUGUGCUCUCUUCCUAUAGGUGUUGUAGCAUUUGUAAUAUGGAAUUAUAAUGUUCUUAGAGAAGGUUUAUGCUGCUCUUUAGUGCUUCUAUUACCUUAACUUUUCUUCUGCCUUUUAAGAUACAGGGAUUUCACUGCUCUUCACUGUUCUGAGGGAUGUUUCUCUGCUUCUGAAGUCCUUCAGUUACACUGUAUAUGAAUUAUAUUUGAUAAAUGCUUUUUUCAGCAUUGUCAUGCAACAGAUUUUCAUUUUUCUUAGGACAGGGAAGGCAUGUGUCCAGGAGCCUUGUUGUAUGACCUUCCCCUGGGAUGUAAGAGACCCAGAUUUUGGUUCUCUUGACCUAGAAGACAAAUACAAGCAUACUAAGUCACAUCAGGGACUCAUUUUGUAUUCAUCUCCUGUUGUGUUUCAGACAGGGCCAGUAAUAGACGAAUAAGCUAUAAACAGCUCAAGAAUAGAAUGGUGCUUCUGUCUUCCCUUUUUUGAUGUCUGCAUCUUAGUGUUUAGUAGUGUUUGAUGUACUUUUUGUUACAUAAAUUCAUCUAACGUUAGAUCUGAUCUGUCAUGUCUCAGAAGACAGACUCAACCUCUUUCAUAAAACAGAGAGGGAAAUACUUAUGCAAGGCUGCAUCUGGUGAUAUUUCAAGGCUGGUUCCAGGCAGCUUAUCAGCAACCUUUGCCUUUUGGAAUGUGCAAAAUCUGAGCUCAAGUCUCCUUCACUUCCCUGAGCAGAAGGAUUGGAAUUGUGCAGAGAAACUAAAUGGAGAGUGUGAUGGGCGGUUUCUAAAAGAAGUGACAUAACUUUGGAGAGGAUUCAUAGUUGAAAAGCCUGAAAAAACAGACAUCUUCCUUAAGUUUGAAGACAGGCAGAGACUACAUUUACACUUUCUGUUGACCACUUAGUUUUCUCUGUGGUGCUUGUUGGAAGAUGCAUUAUAUGGAGAGGUGAAUCCCCGUGAGAGCCUGGAACUUGCAGCCAGACAACUCAUUUAUUUUCCUUUCAGCUCAUUUGGUUCCAUUUUCUCUGAAGAGGGUGACAACAGAGCAGGGUCACAUAUUCUUUCCCACACAGUAAAUUCUUUCUUUCCUUGAUGAUACUGAGAGAUUGUCCAUGCUUCUAAUAUAAAAUUCAGCUUUACGUGUGAACUUCCAGCUGUGUUGCCAGUACUUACCAGAUGAAUCCAUGCACUUUGCCACAGUGUGUUCACUGACACAUCUGGCCCUAUGGCCUUAACCCAAGUGCCUACACAAUCUCAGAUUCAACAAAUGGGCCACCACCUUACUCAUCCAUUAUGUCUGUGUUAUGAGGCUGCCUACAGAUCACCUAGAAUGGUGUGACUCGCUGAGUAUGACCACUUUUUUUUUAACGCUUUGUGUUGCUCAGCACAGCUAGAAUUAAGCCCAUUAUAAUGUUUUCAUUAUCGCUU